Messenger RNA from Linum tenue, 1978 nucleotides. Lineage: Eukaryota; Viridiplantae; Streptophyta; Magnoliopsida; Malpighiales; Linaceae. The record is from the annotation of a GenBank genome assembly.
CAUAGACAACCAUUACCCCAUUCUAAUUUCUUACGCCUAGAAGAACUUAUUCUUCUUCUUCCCCUUCCCCUUCCUCUUCGCUUCUUCCGCUCACUCCCUCGUCUCCCUCCUUCGCCGCCGCCAUCUCCGGCCAGGGAACCUUUUUUCCCCCCGCACUUUCCUCUCGUUUUUUCUAAUAAAUCGAGAUUAAGGGCUUCAAUCUGUAGGGAAGGAAUUCGUGAGCCGGAAAUCGGAAGGGCCUCGGGCGUCGGAGACCAAAAGAAAGGCCUUUGGUUGAAUCGGUGACCGGAGUGCCCUUUUGUUUGGCGGGGGUCGGUUGAGGAAGGAGACAAAUCGACGAUAACCCAGUUAAUUUAAAAAGGAAAUUUCCCCAAUUUGAUUCCGAUUUCCAUUACUAUUCAAUCAUGCAGUUUUUGAGGUCUGUUCGGAGUCUCCUUCCUCGACUUGGUGAUUUGCAGCUAAGAUCUUCAGCGUGGCGCCUGUAAAUGCAGUUUUGUAGGUUGUUUCCCCCUUGGAUCUGCCAUCUCUUUGCAUGCAUGGGCUAGUGAGAAGGGGGGUUGCGAUCUAGAUUUUAAUCUGGAGACCAGUUUUUAGGCAUAUCCCGGAAGCUUUUGGUCCUUUAGUUCGCAUAAAAUGUGGCUCUUUACCUGGCUUUUCAGCAGAUAGGGAUGAAUGUUACCGUUGUGUAUAUCAAGCUUGCCUGCCUCAGCUUGAUUUGGUAUCUUUGUUUUACUACUCUUUGCUUCGUCUGUAAGUAAAAGCUUCACUUGUGGGGAACAGAAGAACAAACAAAGAUUGGCUUUUCUUGUCGCCCCUUUCUUUCCUUGAAAGAAUGAGCUACUUGGACAUUCUAUUCUCCAAUGGGAUUGCUUGCGGGCAGAAGCUUUUUUUGUUGUAGGAAGUAAUGUUCUCUACAUGUUGUGUCCUGAACCAGACUGAGAGAUGUGUUGGGAGGAAACCUUGCAGUUCUUUUGUAUUGCUUUCUGGAGCAUAUUUCCGUGUUGUGGCACGCAUGGGAAUGGAAGGAUUUAGGAGUAAAUGGAAGGGUAUUUUCAGUAGCAGAGGUUGUUUUGGUUGCUGUGCUAAACCCACUACCGUUGUUUCCGUGAAUGAGCAUUCAAAGAGCUUAAGACCUCAAGAAAGGAUAGCAAAGAAAUAUAGCAUAACCGACGAUUUCUGGAGCAGUAGUGCAGCAGAAAUGGACAACAGUGCUAUACAAUCACAGAGAAGCAUGUCAUCCAUCAGCACACUAAACCAGCCCCUCGAUCCCUGCAGUAAUGCUGGCAGCUCAAGCAACCCUUCUGAAUUUGUAAAUCAUGGCAAGCUGCUAUUGAAGUUGUCCUUAGAAGGUCUCCUUCUAUGGAACCAGACAAGGCAGCAAUGGCUUGCAAAUAAGUUAUCUCAGAGCAAAACAAAACCGCAAGCUCGUGAGCCCACAAUAAGUUGGAAUGCUUCUUAUGAUAGCUUACUCGGGAGUAAUAAGCCAUUCCACCAUCCUGUUCCACUUGCUGAAAUGGUGGAUUUUCUGGUGGACGUUUGGGAACAAGAAGGGUUGUACGAUUGAAUCGAUCGGGAAGAACCCUUGUUUAGGAGUUCGUUUCAUUCUCUCUGUGAUCGCACGCACACAAGGGUUGUAGCAACUGGCAAUUGUGAUUAACUUAUAAUUUAUGUGCUUCCUCAUCUGGGAAGGAAACACCAACUUUGAAACUUUCAUCAGAAACACUUUGUAAGCAGUCUUUUGAUUUAGAUUGUCUGCUCGGUGCGCCGCCGCGCUUGGAGAUUUGCUGUGAUUCUAUUUUCUAUAAGAUCAGUACUGUUAUUGAUUCCAUUCAUUCACUGAUUACAUUCUGAGGCGCUGUUGUUAAAAGCGUUCACUGCUACGACACCUAUUUUUUGUGGUUGCGGGAUGGGGUUGGGUGUUAUCUAACUUUACGUUUCUAGGUAAACGCUUUUAUACGCAGUUUUUAUAGCUAGUGUA